UUUCCCUAGCGGAGUCUGCGCUGUUGGAGGAACGCCUUUGUGCGCCUGCGCGGCCGCGGAUCCGGCGGGCUGUUUGAAUUUGGGCUCUGGAAGCUGGCGUCUGGAUUUGGCGUUUCGGUCGUGGACCGGUGCGCGCUUGGUCCCCAGCCGUAGCGCAGGCUCUUCGCUCCAGACUCCCGCAAGGUCGCUGGCUCCGAAGCCGCCCGAAGAGGCAUCGCUUAGCAGGUUCGGGGAGCGGGCGACUCGGAGGGUUGGCCCCCGCCUUCCCCGUUCCAGCCUGCGCAAAAUCACGCUUAAAGGAUGGACUCAGAGCUAGAAGACUUAUGCUCUUAUGUUAAUGAGAAGAUUGGAAAUAUUAAGAAAAUUCUGUCGAUAAGAAAUCUUGGCCAGGACCCUGCCUUGAAGACCACCUUAAGUAAAAUAGGAGAUGAGAUCAUUGCAGUAAAUGAGCUUCUAAAUAAAUUUGAAUUGGAAAUUCAGUAUCAAGAACAAACUAACAGUUCACUCAAGGAGCUCUGUGAAUCUCUUAGAGAAGAGUGUGAAGAUGUGGAACAUCUCAAAGAACACGUCCCUCCCCAUCUGCCUCAAGUGACGGCGACCCAGAGCUUAGUUCACAAGCCAGAGCCGGAUCCUAAAGAGUCAGACAAAGCUGAGGAGCCUGGACUGCCGAAGAAGCCCCCCAGAGAGCAGAGGAUUAUCAAGGAAAUGCAAUUUAUAACUAUGGAUGAAUUCAGUGACGUUCCUGCGUACAUGAAAUCCCGUUUAACAUAUUGUCAAAUUAAUGAUAUUAUUAAGGAAAUUAACAAGGCAGUAGUUAGCAAAUAUAAGAUUAUGCAUCAACCAAAAGCAUCUAUGAGCUCUGUGAAGAGAAAUCUCUACCAGAGAUUUAUUAAUGAAGAAACGAAGGACACGAAAGGUCAUCACUUCAUCGUGGAAGCUGACAUAAAGGAAUUCACGGCUUUGAAAGUUGACAAGAGGUUUUAUGUGAUUAUGCACAUUUUGCGGCAUUGCCACAGACUGUCAGAGGUCCGAGGGGGAGGACUUACCCGAUACGUCAUCACCUGAGGCUUUUGAAGACUCGGGACUGAUUGGCAGCAGGGUAUCGAGGGGGGUCUUGAAAUUUCAUGUAUGUUUUUAGCUUCUCCAUUUCCUGGCCUUGUUUGUUACAGAAGUAAAACUUUGGAUAAAGCAUAUAUAUUUUCAAAACGUACUGCCUUUAGGAACGUGGGUGAAGCUGGAGCUCACAAGCACAGUAAGCCAGUUAGGAAGACUGACUCGUGUGGAACCUGUGUGUGUAUAGGAGUCGGGGGAUCAUGAGGCCAGGAGGAGGAUCUGGAGAAGUGCGGAGAAAAGAGGAACAGAGAAGGCAGUGGACCGCUGUGAUAGAGUAGGAGGAAAGACCGUCUGGGAACAGCCAGGGGAAGGGUGGCAAGCACUUGGGCAGGAGGUGGAUCAGGAUAAAGUGCGAUGCCACAAGAUAUAAAAAUGCAGUAACAGGACUCAUUUCUUUGUGUGCUAACAUAAAAAUUAAUUUUAAAAAUCCCUUCCUUUCAGCAAAUAUUCAGGCACUGCCCUGUCAAGCCUCUGCAUGAGUUGUAUAAUGGACAGCGUGUCUAGUUCUGUUAAGUGCAGAUACCAUGAGCAUAGUAUGAGGUCGGGAAAGAUGGUGAAUACCCAGGUCCUCUGUGGCGUAAAGUCUGAUUACUGUUUUUCCACGUGCCCAUAGAGAACAGCUUGCCUAAAAUGCAUUCAGUAUAAGCUGGAGGCUCUGAAGUACAUUGAGAUACUGUCACAUGUAUUACAUAUGAUAUGUAUUACAGCUUUACGUCUGGUUCCUUGUUCAGGGUUUCGAAAAAUCCUUGUAACGUCCUAAGUGGUAAGGGUGCGUCUUGUGUUGAACUCAGUUCUUGACUGUAGCUUUCAAACGCCUUUGAAACAUUUUUCUGAUCAGAACAUCUUUUGCUCAGAUUCUAGUGAGGUGAUUCUUGGGCGCCUUCAAGGCGGGCACUAGUUACCAAAAUACUAAGCCAUGACUAGGAAGUUGCAGUUUGGAGCCAUUCUCCUGCUCCCGGGGAGGGAGACACCCUUGUUGCACAUCCGGCCUCAGCAACUCAGUUACAGGGGGAGAUUUCUUGUCUCUAAAGCCAAAACCACUUGGUCAAAGCUGUCAAGUUCUGCUGCCUGAUGAGGCUAGAGAUGUUUGGUCAUGCCGACAGGCUUCGUCCUUUUUAAAAUUAAUUUAAAAAAAUCACUGCUCUGGGCCUCCAUGCAGGGACACCCCUGUCACACAUCUGGCCUCAGCAACUUAGUUGCAGAGAGAGAGAUUUCUUGACUCUAAAGCCAGAACCACAUGGCUAAAGCUGCCAAGUUCUGUUGCUUUCUGGGGCUGGAGUAUGGCCCUGUUGUUCAGUUAGAUCUUCACCAGCGGUCUGGUUUUGAUAGUUUCCUUCACUGCCUAAGCAUGGCUGUCUUGGAACUUGCUCUGUAGACCAGGCUGCUCUUGAACUCAGAGAUCUGCAUACCCCUGUCUUCUAAGUGCUGGAACUAAAGGCGUGUACCACCCACCACACCUGGACCUAAACUUUCCCUUAAUUCCUUUUCAUUUUACAUCGUUGUAAGCAUGGCCACUGUGCCUCACGAUAUGGAUUAAAGGUUCGUGUUCAUCCACA
Molecule: messenger RNA, 2669 nt
Organism: Mus musculus (house mouse)
Lineage: Eukaryota; Metazoa; Chordata; Mammalia; Rodentia; Muridae
Gene: Ska1
Product: spindle and kinetochore associated complex subunit 1
Exons: 7
Coding region: 301-1065 (254 amino acids)
Biological process (GO): positive regulation of microtubule polymerization; attachment of mitotic spindle microtubules to kinetochore; metaphase chromosome alignment
Cellular component (GO): mitotic spindle; centrosome; kinetochore
Molecular function (GO): microtubule binding
Source: RefSeq, marked validated